Messenger RNA from Phyllopteryx taeniolatus (common seadragon), 1179 nucleotides. RefSeq names its product cytochrome c oxidase subunit 4 isoform 2, mitochondrial. The transcript is spliced from 4 exons. The coding region runs from base 685 to 1095 and encodes 136 amino acids. Lineage: Eukaryota; Metazoa; Chordata; Actinopteri; Syngnathiformes; Syngnathidae. Gene Ontology annotation, biological process: mitochondrial electron transport, cytochrome c to oxygen. The record is from RefSeq and is a predicted model, not a curated record.
AAAGAAAGGUCCAGAUCACAACUGGCAGUGUUGGAAGCUAAAACCACAUUAGGUAGGUACAAUAAAAACAGUGUACCACUGAGUUAAAAAAGUAGAACAAUAGCUAAUAGGAAGGUAGUAAUUUGUAAACACCGACGUGUUUUUCUGCGUGUGGCUGAUGGGUCUAACGUUGUUGCGCCGGAUUGCAGUAUGAAAGUUUGGGCCAGCUGAUGCCCAGCAAAGCUAUGCAGCAAAGCUUCUGUACAAAAGCGGCAACCAGAAUUUGCCUUAAAUACGAAGUUACGGACAAAUGUGUCCCAAAUCCGUCCACUGGCCUGACCAGAGGGGAUGUGUUUGAUUGGCAACUUUUAAUUUCAGUCUACAUAAAAGAUUUUAUGUAAGUCUACAAGUCUCUUGACAUAGGGUAGUAAGUGUUAAUCAUUCAAUUGUUGAUUGCAAAAUGUUCAGACGGCCAAACGUCUCCAUGCGUGACGUGUACUUGCAUAUUAUAAGGCUCACAUCCAUUCGUAAUAUGUAUCCUACAGUAGGCCUACUAUCCAUCCAUCCAUCCAUUUUCAACACCGCUUAUCCUGGUUCGGGUCCCGGGACACUGGAGCCUAUCCCAGCUGACUUCGGGCGAAAGGCGGACUGCACCCUGAACUGGUCGCCAGUCAGUCGCAGGCUGAUGUGAGCCAGGUGGCGGACAUGUCCAAGCCCAUGUACUGUGACCGUGUGGACACCCCGCUGCCCGACAGGGCCUACAAGGAUGAGCUGAGCGCCGCUGACAAGAGCCUCAAGCAGAAGGAGAAAGGGCCCUGGAACCAACUGACCCAAGAGGAGAAGAUAGCCCUGUACCGCCUGAUGUUCCGUCAGACUUACCCAGAGAUGAAGCAGCCCACAGCGGAGUGGAAGACGGUCAUGGGGGGCGUCUUCAUCUUUUUGGGCCUCACCGGUCUGGUGGUCUGGUGGCAGUCCGUCUAUGUGUACCCCCCGCAACCCCGGACGUUCGACAGCGAGUGGCAGGCCAAGCAAGUCCAGAGGAUGUUGGACAUGAAGGUGAACCCAGUGGAAGGUUUCUCCUCCAAGUGGGACUAUGAGAAGGGCCAGUGGAAAUGAAGUGGAUGAAGCAGAAGCACAUCCUCACUGUGUCUGCACCUUAUAAACAUACAAGAAUAAUAAUAAAGUUUGAUCUGCGUCCAA